AUGUCACAACAAGCAAGCGCCUCCACAGAUGCCUUAGCUGGCUCCUCGAGCUACACUAAAUACGCCAGUCUUCCCGACGUCGAUACCUCAGCUCCCGAUGUCUACGAAUCCAUAGCCCCGAUGCGCACAUCCGAUCCAUCCCAUUCCUCGCGCAGGCAGAAAAGCACAGGCAACGACGACUUCGACUCCGACUCGUCCAGCGACGACUCCGACCGUAUUGCUAACCGUAAGCAUCCAGGAGAUGGAAAGGUCAACGAAGACAUCGAUGCUACCUCAUUGAAGAGGAAUGAUGCUGCGGCAAAGUUCAGCGGUGCUACAGACGUCCCUACUGAGAAGGCAGAUUUUUCAGGCCGAUUGCAAAGGCGUUCACGGAAAACGAGAGCAAGAGAUGCAGGGUUGGAGACGAGUACGUAUGUCAUUCAUGGAUCCUCGCGAGUUGGGACAGGGGAGAAGGAGUCAGCGGUGGACAGGUUGAGAAGGUUGAAGUUCGAAGCAAGUCAACUGGAGGAGGAACUCAGUGCCUCUGCCGGUAAAGGGGCAGAGGAAGGAUUGAAGGAGAAUGUGGAUAGUGCCGAGGUUCUUGCUCAGCUCAAAGUUCUGCAAGAUCAGUUAGCGAAUCUUGCCUCUCCAUCUACCGCCACUUCCAUCUCGACAACAAGCGAGAAAGAUGCUCUGCGUUGGCUACUGCAGCAAGUCAAGCAACCGCCACAAACCAGCUCAUCCGGACCCUCAGCUCCCACCACCGCACCUACUGCUACUGCUAGUGGCAGCACGGCAGACAUUGUGGCCCUCGAAAUCGGCCUUUCAGAACUAGAGUCAAGCCUAGGCCUCCCCUCAGCCCUUCUCGACGACUCUCAUCCACUUCCCCGUCCCAUCCUCUCCACGCUGUCUCGACUCGAACAUCAACUCUCGCUCCUGUCCCAACCACGCCAUCUCGAUGCAAUCAGCAGGCGAGUCAAAGUUCUAGUAACCGAGAUGGAUCGUGUGCACGACACUCGCAGAAAGCUCGCCGACCUUACUCCGUCAGACCGCACUACCUCUUCUUCCACUCUCGCCAAAUGGGAAGUAGAAAAGCUGCAACAACUAUUCGAAGUGUCAACGCGACUCGAACCGCUUCUACCCAUCAUUCCGGGUGUUUUGGGAAGACUAGAGACUUUGGCGGAACUGCAUGCUACUGCCGCACACUUCGGAAGCACAUUGGAUGAACUGGAAGAGAGCCAGGAAGCGAGACUGAGGGAGCAAGAGGAGCUGGAAGAGCUGCUAGGAAAGAUGGAGAAGAAUAUGGAAGAAACUAGAGGGAGAGUGGAGAGUAAUUUGGAUUCCGUUAUGGCUCGCAUUGAGGGAUUGAGAGCGAGGCUGGAGGAGCUGUCAUGA
Ustilago hordei is the source of this 1374-nucleotide messenger RNA. RefSeq lists its product as uncharacterized. The record is from RefSeq and is a predicted model, not a curated record. Gene Ontology annotation, biological process: mitotic spindle organization. The transcript has a single exon. NCBI's taxonomy places the organism in Eukaryota, Fungi, Basidiomycota, Ustilaginomycetes, Ustilaginales, Ustilaginaceae. Gene Ontology annotation, cellular component: dynactin complex; cytoplasm. The coding region runs from base 1 to 1374 and encodes 457 amino acids.